Molecule: messenger RNA, 865 nt
Organism: Haliotis rubra (blacklip abalone)
Lineage: Eukaryota; Metazoa; Mollusca; Gastropoda; Lepetellida; Haliotidae
Exons: 3
Coding region: 171-479 (102 amino acids)
Source: RefSeq, a predicted model, not a curated record
GCACGCGCUACCAAUAUUGCAUAAGACUGGUGAGAACCGACAGUGCUGCACGAGGAGUAGGGAACCGUACGGGCGAACAAGAACUCAAGUACCCAAGCCCUUCGUAUCAUCUCUGAAAUUUGAGACAGCUCUACUUUUGUUUCGUUUCGUGUAUAAUAUCAACAUCUGUGAUGAAGCUGUACAUACAAGCGUUGUUGGUGUUCCUGCUGGUAGCCGUGUUGACGGUGGGCCGUAGCGAGGGGUGUAUGGUGGGCUGCAUGCGCGGGUUGUUUGUGUGUAAGAGGGCGUACGAGAACGGCCAGCUGGGCGAUAAAGAACCCUCCUACUGCUGUGACGUUUACAGGAAGUGUGUCUCCGACUGUAAACCGAGCAAGAAGUCCAUACCGUGCAAUAUCGGCAAACGGGGAAGCUGGAACAAGAGAUUCGAUAACUCGUACAACAACCCACUGUGGGACAUGGAAGACCCCUACUUCUUGUGAAAAACGUCGUCACUUUCUAUGUGCAUGAUCACGUGACAAUUCUUCCAUCUUUCAUUGGAUCCUAUCAACACGAUCCCCUAGUCGCUUAUGAAAGUCAACGUUAUGUUCCGCCAUCUGCAUAAAAUGCUGAACAUUGAACAAAAAACUAUUUUCCUUCAUCGCACACUCCCCUUUUCGCUAGCACGAUUUUAGUUUCUCGGGUGAAGUUUUGAACUUAUUUAAUUCAAUAAUAAAGACGGUUAAUGAAGAAGUUCAGCAUUGGUGAAUACGAAACAAGAAAACAAAAUAUAUAUACUUUUCAGGACAAAAUACUGCGGACUAAGGAAAUAAAUGCAUAUAUUUUAAACACGUUGCACAACUGUUGAAUAAAUAUCUGAUGAAGUGGA